Molecule: messenger RNA, 9507 nt
Organism: Salmo salar (Atlantic salmon)
Lineage: Eukaryota; Metazoa; Chordata; Actinopteri; Salmoniformes; Salmonidae
Source: RefSeq, a predicted model, not a curated record
GAGAGAGGGGGGAGGAAGGGCACCCAGGUGAAGGAAGGGCUGACCUGCCGUGGAACAAGGAUGAAGGUGGUGGUCUGGUGUUGUGGGUCAUGCUCUGCCAGGAUCUGAGUUGUUCUAUUUGGCUGGAGACCCCGUUGCUUUGCCCCCCCGGAGGGGCUCUUUUCCUGGAAAAUCCGGGAAAAGCCAGGCGGGAGGAGCGGGAACCAUGAACCAGCAGACGGAUCCUCCGCGGCCAAUCAACUGGACCAUCAGGAAACUGUGCGCCGCAGCCUUCCUACCAUCCGUACGCCUGCUCAAGGCACAGAAAUCGUGGAUAGAAAGAGCCUUCAGCAAGAGAGAAUGUGUUCAUAUCAUAGUGAGCGCCAAAGACCCCCAUAGGUGCUGCUGCGGCCGUCUGAUUGGUCAGCACGUUGGCCUGCCCCCCGGCAUCUCCUCCAGUCAGAAUGAUAAGGCGGAGCGUCUGGUUAAGAAUGACAGCCUAUCGGAGAAAUGGUCUAUCAGUAAACACACCCAGCUCAGCCCCACUGAUGCCUUCGGAACUAUCGAGUUCCAGGGAGGGGGCCACUCUAACAAAGCCAUGUAUGUGCGCGUGUCCUAUGACACCAAACCAGAACUCCUGCUACACCUGAUGACUAAGGAAUGGCAGCUGGACCUUCCCAAGCUGCUCAUCUCAGUGCAUGGGGGCCUGCAGAACUUUGAGCUGCAGCCCAAACUCAAACAGGUCUUUGGCAAGGGCCUCAUCAAGGCUGCCAUGACAACGGGGGCCUGGAUCUUCACUGGCGGGGUCAACACAGGGGUGAUCCGGCAUGUGGGUGAUGCGCUGAAGGACCAUGCCUCUAAAUCCCGGGGGAAGAUCUGCACUAUCGGUAUUGCCCCCUGGGGCAUUGUGGAGAACCAGGAGGACCUGGUGGGAAAAGACGUGGUCCGACCGUAUCAGACCAUGUCCAACCCGCUGAGCAAGCUGACUGUGCUCAACAGCCUGCACUCCCAUUUCAUCCUGGCCGAUAAUGGGACAACAGGAAAGUACGGUGCUGAGGUCAGACUGCGUAGACAGCUAGAGAAACACAUCUCCUUGCAGAAAAUCAACACACGUAUUGGUCAGGGAGUGCCAGUGGUGGCUCUGAUAGUGGAGGGGGGUCCUAAUGUGAUCUCCAUCGUGUUAGAGUACCUAAGGGACACUCCACCUGUGCCCGUGGUGGUGUGUGAUGGGAGCGGGCGUGCUUCGGACAUCCUGGCAUUUGGACACAAGUACUCCGAGGAGGGAGGGAUCAUAAAUGAGUCUCUGAGGGACCAGUUGCUGGUGACCAUCCAGAAGACCUUCACGUACAGCCGGACCCAGGCCCAGCACCUCUUCAUCAUCCUCAUGGAAUGCAUGAAGAAGAAGGAGCUGAUAACCGUUUUUCGGAUGGGGUCUGAGGGACACCAGGACAUUGACCUGGCCAUUCUCACUGCACUGCUAAAAGGUGCCAACGCAUCGGCUCCUGACCAGCUCAGCCUGGCCCUGGCCUGGAACCGAGUGGACAUUGCCCGCAGUCAGAUCUUCAUCUACGGACAGCAGUGGCCUGUGGGUUCUCUGGAGCAGUCUAUGCUGGAUGCCCUGGUGCUGGACAGAGUGGACUUCGUCAAGCUGCUGAUCGAGAACGGAGUGAGCAUGCAUCGCUUCCUCACCCUCUCCAGACUGGAGGAGCUCUACAACACGAGGCAUGGACCAUCCAACACCCUACACCACCUGGUCAGAGAUGUCAAAAAGGGUAACCUGCCACCAGACUACCGCAUUAGUCUCAUUGACAUCGGAUUGGUCAUUGAGUACUUGAUGGGCGGAGCUUACCGAUGCAACUACACCAGGAAGAGGUUUAGAACUCUGUAUCAUAACCUCUUUGGACCCAAAAGACCCAAAGCCCUGAAACUGCUGGGGAUGGAGGAUGACAUGCCGAUCCGGAGGAGUCGCCAGAAGACUACACGUAAGCGAGAGGAGGAGGUGGACAUUGACCUGGACGACCCUGAGAUCAACCACUUCCCCUUCCCCUUCCACGAGCUGAUGGUGUGGGCCGUGCUGAUGAAGCGACAGAAGAUGGCACUGUUCUUCUGGCAGCAUGGGGAGGAGGCCAUGGCAAAAGCCCUGGUGGCCUGUAAGCUGUGUAAGGCCAUGGCCCACGAGGCCUCCGAGAACGACAUGGUGGACGACAUCUCACAGGAGCUGAACCACAACUCCAGAGAGUUUGGACAGUUGGCUGUGGAGCUGCUGGACCAGUCAUACAAGCAGGACGAGCAGAUGGCCAUGAAGUUGCUGACCUAUGAGCUGAAGAACUGGAGUAAUGCCACCUGCCUGCAGCUGGCCGUGGCCGCUAAGCACCGUGACUUCAUUGCCCACACCUGCAGCCAGAUGCUGCUCACUGACAUGUGGAUGGGACGCCUGCGCAUGCGCAAGAACUCUGGGCUGAAGGUGAUCUUGGGCCUGCUGCUGCCUCCGUCCAUCCUGAGUCUGGAGUUUAAGAACAAGGAUGAGAUGUCGUACAUGCCUCAAGACCAGGACACCUACCUGCAGGAGAAGGAGGAGGAAGAGCCCGAGCCCGCCAAAGAAAAGGAGGAAGAGGACAUGGAGUUCACAGUAAGAUCCUACUGUGAGACGCAGUACAACUCCGUGGCCAUGCUGGGUAAGGUAAGCACGGAGGCGUCUCGUAAGAAGGGUGUGGGGGAGGUCCAGAAUAGACACCGGCUCAUCCCCAUGGGCCGGAAGAUCUACGAGUUCUACAACGCCCCCAUCGUCAAGUUCUGGUUUCACACAAUGGCCUAUGUGGCGUAUCUGAUGCUGUUUAACUAUAUUGUGCUGGUGAAGAUGGACCUGUGGCCCUCACCGCAGGAGUGGAUUGUCAUCGCUUACAUCUUCACCAAUGGCAUCGAGAAGAUGAGAGAGAUUCUGAUGUCGGAGCCAGGGAAGCUGUUGCAGAAGGUGAAGGUGUGGCUCCAGGAGUACUGGAACAUCACAGACCUCAUGGCCAUCCUCAUUUUCUCCGUGGGCAUGGUUCUCCGUCUCCAGGAGCCGCCAUUCAUGAGCUACGGACGGGUCAUCUACUGCGUAAACAUUAUCUAUUGGUACAUCCGGCUGCUCGACAUCUUUGGCGUCAACAAGUACCUGGGCCCAUAUGUCAUGAUGAUCGGCAAGAUGAUGAUUGACAUGAUGUACUUUGUGAUCAUCAUGCUGGUGGUGUUGAUGAGUUUUGGGGUGGCUCGGCAGGCCAUCCUGAACCCCAAUGAGGACCCGUCCUGGAUGCUGGCUCGGAACAUAUUCUUCAUGCCCUACUGGAUGAUCUACGGAGAGGUGUUCGCCGACCAGAUCGACCAUGUGCAUAGUAGGAAGCUAAAGCACAGGCUGAAUUCAAAACUCUGGAUGGUCGAAAAUCAAUUUCGAGCUCAUGGAACCUGGCGUAAUAAUGCUCCGUGUGGCCAGAAUAUCACCGCGGACGACGGACAUGUUGUGACUCUGCCGCCAUGUAAGACGGGAGCCUGGAUCGUUCCUGCCAUCAUGGCCUGCUACUUGCUGGUGGCCAACAUCCUGCUGGUCAACCUGCUCAUAGCUGUCUUCAACAACACCUUCUUUGAGGUGAAGUCCAUCUCCAACCAGGUGUGGAAGUUCCAGAGAUACCAGCUCAUCAUGACCUUCUACGAGCGGCCCAUCCUCCCCCCUCCCCUCAUCAUCUUCAGUCACAUGACCAUGGUCCUCAAGCACCUGUGCUGUCGCUGGCGGAAGCACGACGAUGACGAGAGAGACUAUGGCCUUAAGCUCUUCAUCACUGAAGACGAGCUGAAGAAAGUUCAUGACUUUGAGGAGCAGUGCAUUGAGGAGUACUUCCGUGAGAAAGAUGACCGCUUCAACUCCUCAAAUGACGAGAGGAUCCGAGUGACGUCAGAAAGAGUGGAGAACAUGGCUAUGCGUCUGGAGGAGGUGAAUGAGAGAGAACAUUUCAUGAAGGCAUCUCUACAGACCGUGGACAUCCGUCUGGCCCAGAUGGAGGAGCUGAUUGGUCGGAUCGCUGUGGCUCUGGAGCGAGUCACGGGAGUGGAGCGGGGCGAGGUCAACAAGGCCCGCUCUCGCACCUCCUCUGACUGCACAGACUCGGCCUACGUGCUGCGUCAGGGUGAAUGCCCAGAUGCAGCAUACUUUUUGCGCCAGAGCAGCUUCAACAGCCAAGAGGGGAACUCCUACCGGCUCAAUGAGGGUGCAGAGGGCUCCAUUUCGCCGCCCUCCCCCACCAGUCUGGCCAUGCGCACACGCAGCCACUCUUUCUACGUGGGCGGAGGUCGCGAGCGAGCCGGGGCCGACCAGGCUCACCGUUUCAAGGAGCGCUCCUUCAGCCUGCAACGAGCCAAUAGUUCACAGUCGGUGGCCUUGUGCACUGCCCCCAAGGAGUCUAAGCCCCUCCCACUGGCCACGCUGUCUGUCUCCCAGCAGCACCGCCCCUCUUCAUGCGUCGACAUCUUUGUGUCGGCAUCCGAGGAGGAGGGGCCAGCCAAGGUCUUCUUCGACCCACUGAGGAUGGCCCCUCCCCUCCGGCCCGACUCCUCGCUCCACUCUGAGAUUAUGGAGGCGGUGCUGUCGAGCGGGAGGGACUAUGGUGGAGGCAGCGGGUUGGGCGACAGACACUCUGAGGGUGGGGCCGUGUUCGAGGACAGCGUGGCUGCAGACCUGUCACUAUGCUCCGCCAACCUGCUCCCAGAUAACACCGUGCCGCUCUGGGAACUUGACCCCUCUCCUCCAGCAUCAGCGGGCCUGCUGGAGCGCUCCAAAAGCAGCCGCUACCUGUCCACUGGCGGCGGGGGCUACCUGGAAGAGCCUCAGCUGGUCAAGUCUCACAGCCUCAUGUUCACACCGCGAGGCUGUUAUGGAGGCCUAGGGGCAGGGGUUCAGGUCAAAGCGGCUGAGUACACCAGCAUCACCGACUGCAUAGACACCAGGUGUGUCUCUGCCCCUUACUCCACCGACGACUGUUGCAACUCCCCCGGAGGCUCCACCUCAUUCCCUUUUGACAAGCCCCCUGAAAUGAGCUCCUCCCACCCAGAGCGCGAGGCUGAGCUCAGCCACACAGAGUCAGAGCCUGAAGACCUAGAGGACAUGGCCCCUGCCCCCGAGCCCCGUCGCACAGGGGGUGGCUUAGGAGGGGUGAGUGGGACCCCCUUCUGCUCGCCCUUCUCCAGGCUGGAACGAGCCAACAGCUGCUCCUCAGACGACUCCUCCCACCCAUCCUUGGCCCCUCCUCCCCACAGAAAAAGCCUGUCGGUCAGUGAGAGGAUGGAGAGGGGUACAGACCAUGGGGUGCUGGGGGAACCCAGGAACCCCUUCCUGAGGAGCAAGUCUGGGGCGCGGCCUGACGCCAAGACAGACAGCCUCUCCAAGAGGAAGCUGACCACCCCCUCUGCAUUCCGCAGCUUCAACAGCAGACACAACUACACGUGACAAUUAUGAAGGGAACAGGAAUGGGACAGGGCACAUUCUGUUAUACAAGACCAUAGGGCUGGCUGGGGGGAAAGCAAGGUCCAUGGGGAGGGAACCUACCAGUCUUAAACAAAGUGCUAUGAAGCUAGGGUAGUUCUUACCUCCUCCUCAAGCUGACUCUCAUUGCGUGUUUGGUAAUGGAGGCUAUGUACCGUGUCUGUCUACAAUUUUUUUUGGUCAAGUCAACACACUAAUGCAUCACAUGUCACAGAACACUAGUCUAGUUCACACAAGUAUAGAAAACAAAUUCUACUAAUAACAGGUUAGUCAGAGUCUUUAGAAAAUGAUCAACUUGGCCACCUGACAAUAUAUGACUAUAGGUCAGUAUUGCCAAAUUUCCUCAGGUUCUCCUUAUUUUCUCUUUGCUCUUAAACUGCCCAUACCCAUGGAUAUGACUCUUUGCUUUUGUGCUUCCACCACUGACAUAGCACUGCAUGCUACUGUAACUGCAUGCUACAACAGUAGCAGCAGUAGUAACCUAGUCCCCAGGGUAAUUGUACGUAUUGCAUAUAAGCCUGAAACGCCAACAACUCAAAUCUGGCCUAUGUGGUAUUGAAAAAUAGUCGUGGCUCCGAAUAAAAAAAACUUGUGGAGAGCUGAGGUGUUCAGAGGGAGGUGAUUGAUUAGAAAUAAAGCCAAUGGCUAUGGGUCAGGACUUUUUCCUGAUCUUUCUAUUGGGUUAAUGAAGGCCAUGUUUGAAGCUUUGGUCCACCAGACCAUCUGAACAUUAGGAGGAAGGGUCAGGUGAACUAGAUUACAGCAGUAAGGACUGUAGUAGAACACACAGAGACCAGUCAAACAUUAUUAUUUUUAAUUGAACCUUUAUUUAACUAGGCAAGUCAGUUAAGAACAAAUUCUUAAUUACAAUGACAGCCUACCGGGCAACAGUGGGUUAACUGCCUUGUUCAGGGGCAGAACGACAGCUUUUUACCUUGUCAGCUCUGGGAUUCAAUCCAGCAAACCUUUGGUUACUGGCCCAACGCUCUAACCACUAGGCUACCUGCCACCCCAAACUGGUGAUGCAGGUUGAAUUUAUGGAUAUAACAAGGCUCUAUUAUGUAUAAUGCAUGUCCCUGAUUUAAAAUCCAUGCACACUGGCAGUCAGGUAGCAUUGACCCAACAGAGUUCCAGGGUACUAAAAUAUAUUACCUACAUGGCCUCAGUAACAAGGAAGAUGGAAUAUUUAGUUAAAUGUAGACUCAUCGUAAGUGUCUAUCUAUUUACUUGCGUUGCCCAAUCCCCAGUCACGUGGGCUUAUUGUCACUGUGGCCUACAGUGUAGAGGAGUAAACACGCACACACACAUAAUCAUACAUGCACACUAAUGCCUUCAAGGUGAAUGGAAUGGGUGAAGGAAAGCCAAAACAAUUCCUCUAAUGUAACAGAUUGUUUGAUAGCACCAGCAUCAUUCCAAUGUUAUAAGUACUUCCCUUAGAUUGCCUUUUCUCAGUGAAAAACUCAGAACUGGACACAAGAGGGAGAUGUGACCCUAUUUGGAGAGUCCUUCAUCCUAAGCAGUAUGCCCAUUAUGAAAUUGCAACACUUCAAAAUCAAAAUGAUUAAAGUAGCCUUUUUAGCAACCAAACAUCAAACAUGACUGGUAAUAGUACCCGUUCCUUUCAUUUCUGUGGUAGCAGCAUUCUGUUGCUUGGGUCUGACACCAGUCUCAAGUAGCCAGACAUUUUAAUCUCCUGUUCGGUUUGAAUAGUGAGCUUCAAGAUGAGAAGGCUGGAAAGCUAGACAGACACUGGCCUAUGAACUAUCAUUGGAUCCGUCCUUCUUACUUUUUUUGCAGUCGUUCAUGAUUUAUUCUAUUCAAAUUGAAGCACCAGACUGACCAAUGUAAUCACCUAGAAUGGUAAACUGAAACCGGCAGAAAAUUGUCUGCAAAAUUUGUAGAACUACAGAAUACUGUAUGUAAGAGUAGGCUAGAAGAGAAUCGUUUGGUAACUGAAUUCCACAAGAUGGAGUUAUUUGAAACAUUUGCAAAAGAGUCAGCUCUAUGAAUCGUAUGCAUUUUAUGAGAGGUAGAGACACCUUUCAAGUUAAUGUAAAAAAGCAAUGGCAGAGAACCAGUGUUUUUCAAAUCCCUUAAUUUAUUUCAACUCAUAAUAUCUGACUGGUGUGGAAUACCUGUUACAACAUGUUUGUAAUGAUGGAACUAGAUGAGUAACAUUUACAUCACAGGUUCUCAAAAAAUAAGAUAUGUUUGUGUUUUAUAUUUGAUCAAUAUUAUAUCACUUUAAUUGAAUUACAUUGCAAUUGUUUUGAUUGCUUAUAUUGACCUAUUUUUUUGCUUACAAUGAAUAAUUGAAUGGCUGUUUGAAAUACGAACUGACUAUUUGUACCUUCUCAGUGCUAUUUUGUCAAAUUUAAAGUAUUGAAUUAUUACAAGCUUUUAACAUGUAUAAAAGGUGUCACCUAUAAGCACUGAUGUAUUAUAUGGUUUACUUAAUAUAUCAUGUGAUUAAUUACUAUAUUGUACAUCACAAUCACAAUUCAAGUAUUGAAUCAUUUGUUUAUAUUGUAUGUUAUUGAGCAGCUGUCAAAGAGAAAGAAAAAUAUAUUUUUGAAUGUAAGUUGGAUAUUUUAAAGCAAUACUCCGCUAAAAGCAUUACCAAACUGAGGGUGCCUUUCAAGCAUGGAGUGGCUAUUUGAAAUUCACAGUAAUUAAAACAUUACAUGAAAUCUGCACAUUCAUUUUGUUUGUAAAUUUUCUCACGAAUCUAGUUACACAAUUAAGGACCCAUGGUAUUAUUUUCCUGAAUUUCUUAACUGUGGGGAUAAUGCAGUUGAAGUGGUUACAGCGUUUUGUCGUACACUGGAGAAAAACAUUGAUUUCAUGGCUAAGAACAUGUGCGAGACCUAUGAGAUAGACCUAGGAGAUAGACCUAGGAGAUAGACCUAGGAGGUGGCACUGGCACUCUAUGCCUUUUGAUAGUUUGUUUUUGGAGAGGGGGGGACUGGCUGCUCUCUGUGUAUCUUCACUCUUGGUCUGAAUGUUUCAUUUGCCUUAUCAAUGUCCAAUACUAUUGAAUAGGUAUUUUCACACAUUUCCUAAACUGCUUCUUUAUUUUGUAAGGAUGUAGAUGUGACACUCAGCAGAUGGAGGAAAUGUGUUGUAAAAUAAGGAAUAUUCCAAUCUCUCUUGAGCAGACAGGCCUCCGCUAAUCACUGUGCAUAUGCAUUCAACCCAAAUUCUCAUGGGACCUUAGAUCUAUAUUUCUUUUGUGUAAGGAAAUGUAAAAUGACCACUCUCUUCAGUUGUGUUCCAUGAAACCCAACCCUCCCGCCCCUUUUGUGGACACAGGAGUCAAAGUUAAAACCAACUAAAACCAACAAUGAGCUUUAAUACAAAUCACAAAGUGUGAAGAAUAGGCCGGUGAGCUUGGGCUUUUGUUCAAAACUAGUGUAAGAACAUCCAACAACUUUCAGGUGCAGGAUGCAUAUAGUCAUGAAGAAGAAAAAACUGCACAAUGUUGGAUUCUCGUGUUGUUAGUUGUUGGUGCGGUUUUAUCUCACAAUACACGGGAUAGUUCACUUUUAUAAAAUGUUAAGUAAAUAAAUAAGCUAAAGUUUUAAUAAAAAGUGAACAAACUGUUUAAAAGAUGUCUCAACACCAUUGAACACACUCGUUGAAGGAACAUUGCAUUUCAAUAGAAGAGCGAUAAUGUGAAGGUUUGGUUCCCCUUUGGCUUUUUGUCCAGGCACUGGUUUGGAUCCUGGGUCCUUUAAUUAACCUCAGUGAAUGGGCUCUUAGCCCUCACGGGGACAAAAUAAAUAUUUUUGUUUUCCUUAUGGAAAGGGGCAUGCAAGGACAAACAUGUCCAUAGCACUUCUAAAUCCUGUGUAAAUGCUCUGUAAAUGUUUGCUCUGUUGUACAAUAUACUAAUACAUAAAAUAAAAGGGAGAUCUAUGUACUGUACCAGUCAAAAGUUUGGACACACCUACUCAUACAAGGUUUUUUUGUACAUUUUUACUAUUUUCUACAUUGUAGAAUAAUAGUGAAGACAUCAA